CAAACCUCGUCAAAUGCUUUAAAGCACUUUCUGCUAACACGAACUAAUACCAUGAUUAUUGUAUUGCACGAAUGUUGCUGGAAAAAAAGCCUGGAAUAUAUUGCUUUCGGGUGUAUUUCUUAUUAACUUACAAUGAUUGGAAGAAGGGAUUCAUAGAAGGGAUUUACCCGUUGCGUUUCCGGCUCUCAGAAUUAUCACACAUGUACAAUGAUAUCAAAUAUUUGUUUCGAAACCAACUUAAUUUAUUUCUAUGAAUCUAUUUCCACACAUUUCUGCGAACUACAUGUUUACCAAAACACAUCAUGUUCUUAGAACCCAGAAAACGCAUUAUGUUCCAAAAUACAAACCGUAAAAGGUUACAGUCGUUAAUGUAGAUAAAAUAAUGCUUUGUUUACAUAUUGAAUCGCUAUAUCUCCUAAAAUAUCCUAUCUUGUCGGAAUAUUUAUUACUAUUUCAUUUUACUUUACUUCUAAAUGAAUAAGAGAUAGAGUUUAUGUUCAAUGAAAUUUGAACAAUUUUCAAUUAAAUGAGCAGGACCGAUUCGCAGAAGCCGCUGGCUGUAACCUGUCUUUAACGCUUGGGUUUAAACACGGUUAAUGGUUUAAAAAGCUCAUGCACUUACGCUCAUUAUGUGUGACAUAGAAAUUUUAUUAUUGAACAAUGAGAAAGUUAAUCAGUCUUAAUCAGUGGAAUGAUUGAAAAUUCAUUGUACAAAACUAUUUAACUACACGUUGCAUACUUAAAUCCUAGUGUCGGUUAGAUAAAACUGACUUGUGUAAACGAACUAUUUAACUACACGUUGCAUGCAUAGUUAAAUCCUAGUUAACUCAGAAAUACACAACUCUUAUUGGUCAAUUCUGCCUUAACUACAGUUAAAAGUUAGAAGCCACGCUGUAAUCCAUCAUCCAAGAAAUACAAUGAAAAGCUUAAAAAUGUCGUGAACUUAAAGGUUCAAAAAUGUGUUAAAUAUCGGCGCCUGUACGGACUUAAUUUUUUUGGAGAAUAAAUGCACCAAAAAUUACCCAACUCUCUACGUCGGAUUUCCCGUCCUAUAUAUGACAGCUUUAUCCCCCUCCAGGUCUUUUGCCCACUAUUCUAAAAAAUAUUUAUUCCAGGAAAAUCAUAAGAACACGAUUGUUUAUAAGGUAACGUGCAUGCAUGCAUGUGACUGUACGACCUUAUAAACAAUUUCGGUUCUGAUCUUCCUGGAAGCAUUUCUACUUAAAAUCUGGAAUCGAAACUGAUGCGAUUCAUGCGAAAUAUUGCCGGAAGUGUACAAUUGGGUGCCUUUAAAUAUCUCAGAUCUCGCUUUUACUGCUCAAUUUGCUUUACUCUUCUUGCCGUCAUAUCAUGUGAUUUACGCUACGUAUAAAAUGUCGACUUCAUCGAAAGAUAUUAGCGUCAACAUUGAAGGCGAAACGUUCUCUUUGGUAAAAAUUCCCGAUGUCAGGAGCAGCUUAGUCAAAAACUCAAAGGAAGAACUGAAUGGCUUUCUGGAUCUAGCUAGCCUUGUCGAUGACCUUGCAAAGCUUGGUACCCUUAUCCGCGUUGCGUACAACGGUGUUGCAGGUUCUACGAAACUGCAGAUCAAAGUACAGAAAGUUGGAUACAAGGUCACCAAACUAGCGGAUAAGUCUGCUGUUACGGUGCAGAAUUUCAAGAACGCGUCAACCAGCGUCCUCCAAGAGCUUCAAGGCACGUACGAGUUUCUUCUCGACGGUUUGGAAGAGAUGGCACUAGAAACUUUAUUGCUUUUGGCGAAAGUGGCAGAGCAAAUGGCCAAGGCAGCAGAAGAAUUGCACACCGACUUCGAGGCAGCUACAAAUGAUGUCAUUGAUGCGUUGGAAAAUACUCAGAAUGAGAAAGGCUGUCAAGAGGACAGGAAGAAGAAAAUUAAAGAGGAACGAAAAGAAUUCGAGACUAGAAGAAAAAUAGCUGAAGCGCUUCAAAAGGAGUUGGAGGAGAUGUUUAACAAACUGUACAACGAAGCGAACCAGGAGGACAUGAAGCAUUUGGAGGAAAUGAAGAAACAAAGGCAUAUGAGGAUGGAGGUUGACCAGCAAUUAAUCGAGUUCUUGGAGCGAAUAUGGAAUUAUAAGUACAAAGAACACCUUGCAGAUGUUGCCAUUCACGCUUUGCACAACUCCAUUGGUGCCCUGAAGUCACUGUCUACCAUUAUGAUGAAUGCUGCAUUUUUCUGGAAGGAAAUGCAGAAGCACUGCGAGGCUCUGGCAAAAAAGGACAUGCAGCAGAUGGUGCAGAGAGCCAUGAAAUACCCCGAAGGGAAGCGACUCAGAGUGUGGACGUCAAACGCAUUCAAGCAAAGAACUGUUGGUUACUAUGCCAAAUGGGUGGCCUUGGAUGAUGUAUGCCAGGCGUACAUGCUGCAAAUCAAAGAUACACGUAAAGAUCUCUACGCUUCCUUGGAAGACAACCCAACUAUCGAGGAGUCCAGGGAAAACGUGCGCAGGCUUGCUAAGUCAUUUGGGGAUGACUUGAAGCACGAGCAAAAGAAGAUUGCUGACAAGGAUAGCAAAGAGCAGGAGGAAAUAAAAGAAUUAGCUGCACAAAUUUGAUUAUUAUUAUUAUUGACAUUAUAUGCAUGAACUAAAAUUAGUACUACAAUAGCCUGUAGAUUAGAAGAAUGUUUGUUGGAUUAUUUAGUAGGUAUUUGUGAACUAGCCACUUGUGCUAACAAUAAAUUGUUGAACACAGCAGAAGCGGCUAAUUAUAGACAUAGUCAAGUAAUAUUUUUUAUUAUACAGUAUGUCAACUAAUUCUUAGAACUGCAUAGUCUAUGUAUUAAAAUGAACUUUGUUAUUCUUUAUUACUAAUAUGGAAUAAAAGGGUCAAUAUCAGAUUGUACGAUUUGAAGCCACAUGGAUUACCGCCUAUGCAAUAUCUGCAGUCAUAUUUAAUAUUUCUCAUAUCUAUAGACCCAUGUACAAUCCAACCUAAAUAUGAUCUCACCAAUCGUGAAUCUGAUUUGGAUGAUUAACAAAAAUU
Messenger RNA from Dendronephthya gigantea, 3006 nucleotides. RefSeq lists its product as uncharacterized. The record is from RefSeq and is a predicted model, not a curated record. The transcript has a single exon. The coding region runs from base 1374 to 2576 and encodes 400 amino acids. NCBI's taxonomy places the organism in Eukaryota, Metazoa, Cnidaria, Anthozoa, Malacalcyonacea, Nephtheidae.